Messenger RNA from Alosa alosa (allis shad), 3010 nucleotides. RefSeq names its product GTPase IMAP family member 4-like. The record is from RefSeq and is a predicted model, not a curated record. Bases 1077 to 2135 code for a protein of 352 amino acids. The transcript has 7 exons. Lineage: Eukaryota; Metazoa; Chordata; Actinopteri; Clupeiformes; Clupeidae. Gene Ontology annotation, molecular function: GTP binding.
GGCCUUGAUGAAGAGAAUUAUGAGUCAAGAAAUGUGGAUGGUGAAGUGGACUGGAACUAUGUUUAGCUUUCCUUUUUAUAUUUAAAAUCCACAUUUUACGCAUCACAUAAUUCAAUAGGAUCAACGAAAACAUGAAAGAGGAGCAAGCACAGGGUGCAGAUACAUCCAUGAGAGAUCCACAAAAACAUGUCAAUCCAGAUUUCAUGGACAAAGUUAAUGACCCCUUAUACAAGAAUCAAUGAGGAUGAUGCUGACUCGGCGGUAUGGAGUGAAGGCUCAAUGUCCAAAUACAUUGACUUCUCUGAUGCUCAACCUCACUCACAGACUUGCGUGUAAGAUCACACAUUACACUGAAGCAAGAAUCUCAAUCAGUAACUCUAAAAAGGAUUCAAAAGAUCUGGCGAUUUAAUAUUUUCAAGGCAGACUUUCAAGGCUACACUGAAUUUCAGGGAGGGAAACUGGUAAAUCGCUAUAGAGUAUCUCACUUGAGAUCAAUAUUACAGUCCUUAGGCUAGUUACAAGAACUGAACACACAUGUGACCCCUAGCCCCGUUAUGAUCGUUAUUACUCGCAAGUGACAUGAAGGAUGUGUAUCAUUGUACUAUAGAAUAUACAAUUAUAAUUGUACCACUAAUCAUGGUCUUGUAAUUGAAUGAUAGUAAUACUACAUGUCCAUUUCACAAUAUUCAUGUGGAGAAAUAAAUUGCCAGCUCAUAUGUCCCUGUCCUUGUGAUUAGAUAGCAUAUUGGUGAAUAUAGCUAGGGACCACCCAAGUUCACAAGACUAAAACAGGACACACUGAACCAAACUGGAAAAAAUAACUUGCAUUGUACCACAGUUGUAUAUAAGGAUGAUAAAUCUACUUCUCAUGUGACCAACCAUCCUAAUCUUACAUUCUGUGAAAAAUGCAGAAAAGGAAAAUACACUCACAGUUUUGAAACGCCAGAUAUCAUAUCCAUAUGUAGUGGCAGACCAAAAGAAAUCAACACUGACUUUGGUGAAGAUGAUGACAAAAGUAUUAAAAGCCACUUGGUCCAUUCAACACAACCAAACAGCAUGUGACAUAUGCCUUGGGAAUGUUUACAAUGCUGCAAAACAUUGUAAGACUUGCAAGGCCUCAUUCUGUGUGUCACCUGGCUGACCACUUCAAGGCACGCGCAUUGUCUUCAAAUUGUUUAGUUAAUCUUGAACAGACAUCGAGAGUGUCACAAGAAAAAGUGAGGUCAAUGAGCAUUUCAGAUCAUGUUGACCUUCCUGAGGUGAGAGUAAUGUUGUUGGGGAAGACUGGAGCAGGAAAGAGUGCAUCAGGAAACAUCAUCCUGGGCAGUGAGAUGUUUAAGUCGGAGGUGUCUACUUUACCAGUGACCAAACACUGUGAAAGUCAAAGUGGAGUUGUGGUGGGAAGAAACGUCACUGUUAUUGACACACCAGGGAUCACAUUAGAGAAGGAUUCAUGGCUGUCAGCAAAGAAAAUUAAAGAACUUGGGCCCCAUGUUUUCUUAUUGGUGAUUCCACUGGGCAAAUUUCCUGAGGAGGACAGCAAUGAAGUUAACUGGAUUCAAAGCAACUUUGGAGAAGAGGCUCUGAAGUUCACCAUCGUUUUGUUCACUGGAGGAGAUGUGAUGGAUCAAAAUCUUAAAGAGGAAUUUCUGAAUGAGAAUUGUGGACUUCAGACUAUUCUUGAUUGUGUGGAAGGAAAAUAUUGUGUCUUAAACAACAACUUUCCAACAGACCAUCAAGUAAAGGGGCUCAUCAAGAAGAUUGACCAUACACUGAUGAAGAAUGCAGGUUAUGCCUACAACAAUGAAGUGAAGAUAAAGAUGAAGACAACUGUGAGACAGGAAGAGGAGAGGAAGACAGGAAAACAGAAUCGAGAGCUGAGGAAAAUGAGAAGAAAUAAGGCACAUAUUCCAGGUAUUCCGUGGAUGUUGUUGAUUGUGCUUGGUGUCAUGAUGUCACUUCAGACUGUCAGAUUCCACCACUUUGGCCACAUAACUAAAGAUGCUGUCCACCUUCCUGAGGUGAGAGUAAUGUUGUUGGGGAAGACUGGAGCAGGAAAGAGUGCAUCAGGAAACAUCAUCCUCGGCAGAGAGGUGUUUAAGUCUGAAGCGUCUGAUUUCCCUGUAACUACGUAAAUACUGUGAGAGUCAACAUGGAGUUGUGGAUGGAAGAAACAUCACUGUUAUUGACACACCAGGAAUCACAUCAGAGAAGGGUUCAUGGCUGUCAGAAAAGGCAAAUACAAGUCUAGGACCCCACAUUUUCUUAUUGGUGAUUCACCUGGACAGAUUCACAGAGGAGAAUGACACCACAUUGAAGUGGAUCCAGACUAACUUUGGAGAGCAGGCUCUAAAGUUCACCAUUGUUUUGUUCACUGGAGGAGACCUGGUGGACAAAAAACAUGUAGAGAGAUUUUUUGAAAGAGAGCCCUGGACUUCAGACUCUGGUUGAUGGCACUGGUGGAGGAUAUCACAUCUUCAAAAAUAUAAAUCUAGAGAGGAAGAAACAGAUGAAGGGGCUGCUGGAGAAGAUAGAGGCCAUACUGGGAACGAAUACAGGCUACUCCUAUUCCUAUGGUCUGCAUGAAAUGGUGAAAACAACUAUGGACCCUUUCAACAAUCAAAACAAAAACAAUGCUUGAACGUUCUAUUUGGUCCCCAAUCUACUUCCUCUGCAUUAAGAUAACAUAUGGAAUGUUAAAAAGGAAGCCUUGUGGGGCCAACUAUGAUGCUGAUAAUGGAACUCUCUUGAAAGGGUCUAUAAGGGAGGAAGAAGACAGGAAGAGACUGGAAAUGGAAAGAUACUUUCGAGAGGCUGAAAAGGAACAACAAAGGAUGGAGCAGAAGAUUAAGGAACAGAUUAAAAGCAAAAUGACUGGCAGGAUUGCAGAUGCAACAGCUAUUUCUAAUGAAUUAAGGGAGAACAUCAAGGCAACAAAAGACCAGAAUUGGAGGGAUCAGGCUUUACUGAUUGGGCUUGUUAGUGGAGGUAUAUCACAUGCUAUUUUCUU